Selaginella moellendorffii is the source of this 1861-nucleotide messenger RNA. RefSeq names its product phospholipase ABHD3. Gene Ontology annotation, molecular function: monoacylglycerol lipase activity; short-chain carboxylesterase activity. NCBI's taxonomy places the organism in Eukaryota, Viridiplantae, Streptophyta, Lycopodiopsida, Selaginellales, Selaginellaceae. Bases 46 to 1749 code for a protein of 567 amino acids. The transcript has 15 exons. The record is from RefSeq and is a predicted model, not a curated record.
GCAUUUUGGGCAUACUUCCUAGACUUUAGGGCUCAUCCAUCCGCAAUGAAUCGGUCCUUUGCGGGAAUGGGCGAGGAGUGGAGGAUGAAUUUGGGGUUGUCGAGGCUCAUUGGCGAGGCCAUGGCGGUUCCAGCGUGGGAGUAUGCCAUUCUCUCCACUCUCAUUGCGAUUGUGCUCCUCUACCAUGUCCUGGAUUUCCAUUUCGUCGGCGACCUCCUCACGGGGCUCAGGGGCGAUAAGGUGGAGCUCGUUUAUAGCCCUUUCUCUCGAAUUGCGGGGCAAAUUCUCGCCAAAUCCCAGUUCUUCAAUCGCAGAUAUUGGCCAACGCCAUGGCUUUGUAGUCCACACCUCCAAACAGCGUUUGUGCAUUUCCAUGGACGGCCACCAAAGGUGACUUACAGGAGAGAGCUUUUCGUCGCGCCAGAUGGAGGCACGACUGCUCUCGACUGGCUCGAUCCAGAGUCAUCUGGGAGUAUCUCUAUACAAGAGACUCCUAUAGUGAUCAUCGUGCCGGGACUAAGCAGUGAAUCGAGCAACGCUUAUAUGAAGCAUUUGGCCCAUGGAAUGGUAAAUCAAGGCUGGAGAGCCGUCGUCAUAAACCACAGAGGCCUCGGAGGCGUGACUCUCACCUCGGAGCGAUUCUAUCACGCAGGAUGGACGAGCGAUUUGAGAUGGUUUAUCCAGGAUUUACACAAGCAAUUUCCUAAGGCACUUCUUCUAGCAGUUGGCACCAGCCUCGGUGCUAAUAUCCUGGUGAAGUAUCUAGGUGAAGAAGGCGAGAACACUUUACUUGGUGGUGCAGUCUCUAUCUGUAAUCCCUGGGAUCUUGUGGUUUGCGACAGAUUUAUAGCUCGGAAACCUGUCCAAAAGCUCUAUGAUAAAGCAGUAGCAACGGGACUUACUGACUUUGUGCACAGGCAUUCGACCGUGCUGUCAAGUAUGGACAACUGGAACUUUAUCAGGAAGUCACGCUCUAUACGAACUUUCGAUCAUCUUUUCACGAUAACAGUCGGCAAGUUUGAGACAGUGGAUGAUUACUAUCGACGGUCCAGCAGUGCUCACCUCGUUGGCUCGGUCGCCGUGCCCCUCCUUGCUGUUAACUCUCGCGACGAUCCCUUGUGCACAAAAGAAGCUAUUCCAUGGGACGAAUGCAGGCUCAAUCCUAAUGUCCUACUUGCAGUGACACGGCACGGUGGCCACCUUGCGUACUUUGAAGGCUUGACUGCCAAAAGCAUUUGGUGGGUUCGUGCUAUUGAGGAGUUUUUCCAAGUUAUAGUUUCGAGUUCUCCGGUGCCAGUUUCAGAGGAUCCUAGUCCCCAGCCAGUCUCAGAACCUUUGCCAGUAGUAGCAGCAGCGGAAGAGCCCUCCACCUCUUGUACAACUGUGGAGCCGGACGUUGCUGAAACGAUGGUGCUGAACGAGGAAGAGAUCUUUUCCGAGGAAUCUAGUCGGGAACUGGAGUUCCAGCCUCGAACGGCUGCUGCAGAGCUAGAAUCCUCCAUUUCGAUGGACGAAGAGGGCCUCAGCAUCCACUUGUGCUUGAAGACUCGCCAGGAGAUGCUUGCGCUCCAGCGUGCCUUGUCCAGUAUCCUUGAAGAGCCUACGAGUAAGAAGCAGCAAAAACUCGAAGCUUCGACAAUUGGAACCAAGCAAGCACUGUUGCUGCUAGCUGUUCCUCUUGUUGGUUCAGCUCUUGCGCUCGGCUUGCGACGAAAAUACUUCGAAAAGCUGCUAAGGAGGAUCAUAUAACGCAAUAUGAUAGAAUAAUCGUAAUAAUCCACAACUAUUGAACCAUAGAAAGUACUAAGACGUGACAUUCGAAUCCUUGCCCCAAAAUGCUUAAAGAUUUAAAGAACUUGAA